CGGAGUAUAUAAUGGGGCUUAAUCCUACCGUAAUGUAAUGUAAUGCUGAAUGAUAGUUGUGAACAUAUGAGCUUGACACUUUCAUAAUACUAUAAAAUCAAGCUCUGACUGGUAUUACCACUGCGCUGCUUCUGGAUUCUUCAGCCAUGCGCUGGCAGCGCUUCGAUCGAUGGUUUGGGGCCCAUCUUUUGACCCUGGAUUGUCGGCUUGAUCGGAUUUGGAUCCCACUAGGUCUAAUUUUCGCAUUUAUAGGUGUGCUGAAGAAUACGUUUAGUAGAACGGUCGAGUUGUUUCUGGCAGACCACCCAGCUAUCUUCCCUAGUAAAACGAUCCGCUGUGUGCAGACUGUUAGAAUACCGUCGUGCCUGUUAGGAAUUUACCAAAAGAAUUCAAGUCCAAAGAAAAGAAGAAUAUAACAAGAUCCGUGACUAAACGCUGCAAGCAAUGUAGCAAAU
Messenger RNA from Aspergillus glaucus CBS 516.65, 455 nucleotides. RefSeq lists its product as uncharacterized. The transcript has a single exon. The record is from RefSeq and is a predicted model, not a curated record. NCBI's taxonomy places the organism in Eukaryota, Fungi, Ascomycota, Eurotiomycetes, Eurotiales, Aspergillaceae. Bases 147 to 416 code for a protein of 89 amino acids.